This is a messenger RNA of Dracunculus medinensis (Guinea worm), 1731 nucleotides long. The record is from the annotation of a GenBank genome assembly. Lineage: Eukaryota; Metazoa; Nematoda; Chromadorea; Rhabditida; Dracunculidae.
AUGAUUUCCACGCGAAAGACUUUAGGCAGUACAACAUUAAUAUUGUAUGGUUCACAAACGGGAACAGCUGAGGAAUUAGCUGGUCGUUUAUCGAAAGAUAUUAUGCGAUAUGGCAAAAAAGCGAUAUUACUCGAUCCUGAAGAGAUGAAUGUUGAGGAAUUUAGUCAUAUAGCAGAAAUUCCAAAUGCAUUCAUUAUAUUAUGCAUGGCGACAUAUGGUGAAGGUAAUCCAACUGAUAACGCUCAAGAAUUGCAUGAAUAUAUUUCGAAUAAUGAAAUGGAUUUAAGCGGUGUUCGAUAUGCGAUUUUUGGAUUAGGCAAUAAAACAUAUGAACAUUAUAAUGAAAUGGGAAAAUUUUUCGAUCGAAAAUUGGAAGAGUUUGGUGCAACAAGAAUUUACGAAUUGGGACUUGGUGAUGAUGAUGGCAAUUUGGAAGAAGAUUUUAUGAGAUGGCGAGAAGGAUUCUGGCCGGCCGUAAUUCAAUCAUUUGGCUGGGAACUUUCAAAUGAAAUUGGAUCUGAGAGGCAGUAUCGUUGUGAAUUUGUUACUGAACCUUCGACUGUACUUUUCACUGGUGAAUAUGGAUUUAUCGGCGCAUUUACAAAACAACGACCGCCAUUUGAUUCUAAAAAUCCAUUUUUGGCAACAAUCGCUGUGAAUCGAGAAUUGCAUAAAGAAAAGAGCGAACGAAGUUGUCGCCACAUAGAAUUCGAUACAAGUGCUGCUAGAAUUCGGUAUGAAGCUGGUGAUCAUCUCGGUGUUUUUCCAGAAAAUAAUAAAUUACUCGUCGAAGAAUUGUGCAAUUUGCUGAAUGCGAAUAUGAAUGAAGCUUUACUUCUUAUUAAUCUUGAUGAAGAAAGUUCAAAACGUAAUCCAUUUCCUUGUCCUUGUACAAUUCGAACAGCCUUUACUCAUUAUGUGGACAUAUGUGCUCCUGUGAAAUCGCAUGUUCUUAAAGCAAUUUCUGAAUAUACGACGGAUGAAGAGCAAAAGCAAAAACUCGUUUUGAUGAGUACUCCGAAUGAAGAAGGACUGAAAGCAUAUAGUAAUUUUAUACAAAAGGAACGACGCUCAAUUAUUGAUGUUUUACGAUAUUUUAAUAAGUGCAAACCGCCAGUUGAUCAUCUACUCGAAUUACUUCCUCGAUUACAAUAUAUGAUAGGUGAUCGUCUUAUCAAAGGAGUUUGCACAAACUAUCUUUUAACCAAAAUGGAAAGUGAGAAAAUUCCGAUUUUCGUGCGAAAAUCCACAGUGCGUUUGCCUCACAAAUUAAGUACACCAGUAAUUAUGAUUGGACCAGGCACUGGCCUAGCACCUUUUCGUGGAUUUUUACAAGAACGCAGUUGGCAGAAGCAACAAGGGAAAGAAAUUGGACCAAUAUCGCUUUAUUUCGGUUGCCGAUAUCCCGAUCAUGAUUUUAUUUAUGAAGAAGAAUUAAAGCAAUUCGUCACCAGUGGCAUUCUAUCUGAACUUCACUUGGCAUUCUCACGAAUUGGUGAAAAGAAAGUAUAUGUUCAACAUAAACUUUGGGAAAAUCGCGAGGCAGUAUGGCAUUCAGUCGAAAAUAGUGCUCAUAUAUAUGUUUGUGGUGACGCUCGAAAUAUGGCUCGUGAUGUGCAAGCAACAUUUAUUAAGAUAUUUAUGCAAGUUGGUCAAAAAUCUGAAAGCGAAGCGCAUAAAUUAUUCAAGGAACUUGAAAGGCAACGCCGUUACCAGGCUGAUAAUUUAUGA